Molecule: messenger RNA, 1254 nt
Organism: Rhagoletis pomonella (apple maggot)
Lineage: Eukaryota; Metazoa; Arthropoda; Insecta; Diptera; Tephritidae
Product: zinc finger BED domain-containing protein 1-like
Exons: 3
Coding region: 1-1254 (417 amino acids)
Molecular function (GO): DNA binding
Source: RefSeq, a predicted model, not a curated record
AUGAGUUUACGUAAGCGUAGCGGGGCGUGGAACUUCUUUUCUAAUUCCGAAGGUGGAAAAGAAGUCAAGUGUACAAUAUGUGGACAAAAUAUGGCCUGUAAUAAUUCGACAUCGUCUUUGGCAACCCAUUUGAAGGCCAUUCAUAAGAGGGACAAGGAGCAGGACCUGGAAAUGACCACAGAUGUAGCCAACAGUGAAUGUGCCGAACCAAGCCCGGCAAAAAAUGUCAAGCGUAGAAGAAAAAACGAAGAUGGCGAAACUAUUUCAAACGAGCGCCAAGAGACCAUUUCUCGUGCAAUAGCACGUUUAAUUGCAACAAAUAUGUUACCCAUUUCUCUUGUUGCUACGCCUGGAUUCCAUGAGUUUAUGAAGGUGAUGGAGCCCGCAUAUAAGGUUCCAUGCGAACAGAGCAUCCAUUCCCGUCUUCAAUUGCUUUAUAACGACGUUAAGGAUCGAGUUCAAACUGAACUGUCGGAUGCAUCUAGUGUGGCGAUCACUGUAGAUGAAUGGACUUCUCGAACCCAAAAUGCUUACAUAUCAGUCGAAGCGCAAUAUAUAAACAGCAACCAUCGUUUAUGUCACGUUACACUUUGCAACGAAGAGCUACCUGGUAGACCAACGGCAGAAAAUAUAAGUGCAUCUAUCGAAGUGGCUCUCACUGACUGGGGGUUAACUGAGAAAACACAAGCUAUAACACACGACAGCGCAAAUGUGAUGAACGCAGCUGCAGCUCAACUAAUAAGUGUUCCUAAUAGUGUAAAAUGUAGUGCACAUCUUCUCCAGCUCGUCGUUAAAGAUGCAAUGUCUUCAGUUCCAAAAUAUGAAGAAAUUUGCAAUAAGGGACGAAAUUUGGUAAGGUAUUUCCACAGAUCAACUGUAGCUAAAACAACACUAUUCAAUCGCCAAGUGCAACUGGGAUUGAGGGAAAGCAGAUUACUGCAAUGUGUCGAAACUCGGUGGAAUUCCAAGUAUCGUAUGUGUGAAAGUCUGCUCGACAACAGAAAUGCCAUCAGCUUGGUUAUUGCCGACAGAAGUGAGACAAAAAUAAACGAAGCUAUAAAGCUUGAAAUUCUGGAAACAGACUGGACCAAUAUGGAAAAGUUGGUCGAGGUUCUCAAUCCGUUCGAUGUAGCCACAAAUGUGCUGUGCACUGAAAAAAACAUUUCCAUAUCAAUAAUUCGUCCCCUUGUACAUUACCUUAUAAAUAAUCAUAUGGCUUCGUCAUCGUGUGAACAGUCGAAUGAGGAGAUUUAA